Caenorhabditis bovis is the source of this 4155-nucleotide messenger RNA. NCBI's taxonomy places the organism in Eukaryota, Metazoa, Nematoda, Chromadorea, Rhabditida, Rhabditidae. The record is from the annotation of a GenBank genome assembly.
AUGUUUCACAACAAGCUUCCGAUUCAGGCUCUCGAACAAGAUCCAGCAUCGAACUGUGGCGUCGGCUCAGAAUUAAAUUUCGAAGGUAACGUCGAAUGUGAGGCAUCAUACAUGUGCUCAAAUAAUAUGCGAUUUGGAGCUGUUGGUUGUGUCACGAAUAUGAAGAAUCCCUCAGAACUGGCUAAGACGCUUGCUUAUGAUACAUAUUGGGAAAACCUCAAUAUAAUUCAUCCCAUGAUUUUGGUUGGUGAAGGCGCAGAAAAAUACGCAAAAUCAAAAGGAUUUCAAGCUUGUUCCAACGAUGAUUUGAAGACAGAAAAAUCUAUAAAAACAUUCAAAAAGUAUAAAUUGUUAGUGGAAGAUUCACAUGACACUGUUGGAGCAGUAUCGAUAAAUUCGUUAACAUCCGAAGCAGAAGCUUGUACGUCAAGUGGUGGAAUUGCACUGAAAUCUCCGGGUCGGUUAGGUCAAAGUUGCCAUUACGGCAGCGGAAUGGUUAGGAAUUAUAAAGUAGUUUCUGGGAGUGUCGAUGGCGAAUUAUUCGACGAGGAACUUCUUACAGAUGAGGAUUCUGUAAUGAUUUCGCAAAUGCUUGCCGAAAUCAACAACGAUUUGGAUCCGCUAAAAAUUGAAUCAGACAUUAGGGAUUUCUCGUUGUAUGCAGAUGUCUCAGACUGGAAAGGAAUUCCUAAAUAUUUCGAUACUCUCGCUUCCGUUACCAGUUUGAUUUCAACAUACGACAACUGGAAAAUUCGAUUUCAAAUCGUUGAUUAUCUCGUCUCAUGCUCUGGUCCCUUAAAAGAUGCUGUCGUCGAUCAUGCUACAGAAGUUUUCGAGGCUAUUAAAAAUGAGACCGAGACGCCUAAAAAUCCGUUACUGCUGAAAACGCUUUCAAUGUUUGUUGUUCUUGUGCAAAGAAUCACAGUGCAAUUGCAACUUUAUGUGUCAAAACGACAACGCGAAGCGACUAACAAUGCAGUUGGUCGAAAAGGAAAACGUGCUGCUGUUAAUGACAUGGACGAGGAUACCCACAAUUGGCUAAAUGUGCAGAGAAUUCGGAUGAUCAACUGUCUUUGCGAUAUUUUGACGCUCAAAAUUAACGAUCGAUACAAGUGUAUCGAAUACAUUUGGAAACCAGAUGUAAUGGAUCCUGAUUUCCUCAAAACGUUUUUGGAUACAGUUUUUAGUUUGAUGGAUGAUCCGGAUUGUGCUCGUAAUAGUUCUCACAAAUGGCUCGUUAAAGUUUUCAGAAUCAUCAAAAUUCUUGCCAUCGAUUAUAAAAAACAAGAUGAUAUGGCGAAGAAGAUAAUUGAGAAAACCAUGAGUCUUGAAUAUCUGCGAGAAGGCUGUAACACGUAUCCGUUUUAUGAGCCGCUUGUUGUAGUUGGUGCAGAAAACGAGCCUUUAAAAAAUGCUCUUCGUCCACUUCUCGAGAAAAUCGCCAAACUUGCUUGUGCAAUAACAUCCGUCCCAUUCUCAAAUGUCAAGCCUCUUUCCCUAUUAAUACAGGCGAUCGGCGAGCAUACUCCCGAUAUAAUUCUUUUAAGUUUGUCGUCAGUUUUCUGCCUACUCCAAGGCGAAAAUUCGCUGCUUCGAUCGGCUGGUUUAACGGUUCUCUAUGAUGUGUUGAAAUCGAAUUUCCUCAACAAUGAUACGUGCUCGAGAUACGAGAAUCGGCGACGACAACGCCUUCUAAUUUAUAAUCGAUUCUUUUCGCAUAUAACGGAUACCCACGGUCAAAUUCGAGCAAAAGCAAUCGGCUUGCUAACGAAAUUAAUGGAAGACGAGAAAAUCCCGCCCUCUCUUCAAAGUGGAGGAAUGAUAGCCAUUGUCGGUGGUCGAAUGAACGAUAAACUUGUAUUGGUUCGUAAAAGCGCCGUGCAAUUUUUGUCGGCAUUUUUAACCUACAACGCCUACGGGCACGACAAUAAGCUAUUAGUCGAAUACGAUCUUCGUGAUUGCGUUCAAAGUUCGUUACGAAGUGUUCUGAUGGGCGAUUUGGGAGAAGUGCGCGAAAACAUCAAGUUUUUAGCUCAGUGCAAAAAUUUUAAUGUCACGGGAGCGGAAAGUGCAACACGAGCAAUGUGCUCUUUGGUAUGGAGGAAUUCACCAGAAAUGCGAAAAGAAUUAUUUGAAAGCUCACACGAAAUGUUCAUUAGCAAGCAUAAAGGUGGAAAUGAAAAAGAAACAGUUCGCGAAGAUUCAACAGUUGCGAAUGUUAUGAAUUCGAUGAAAGGCAUUUCGGAGUCUGAAAGAACAUCGGUCGAAGAAGUUAUUUAUCUACUCGCAGAAUCGGAUGCGUUUUCGAAGAAUGUGAUUAAUAAGAUCUGGGGGAUCGCGUCUGGAAUUAAUAGAGAUAUCAAUGUCCGAAUCGAUGCGCUUCGUGUUCUUUAUGCUAUUACUCGGUCGCGUAAUGGUGUCAUCGAAUCUCGUCAUCGUCUUCGAACUCUUCAGAAGAUGCUCACAUUGGACACUCCCCUUGCACUUGAAGCACUUCGCGUAAUUAGCGCUUUGAAUUUUCCAAAGGUUUUACCCGAAGAUUAUGAUGCUCCAACAUUCCGCGUCGACAAUGACGAUUCUUUAUUCAAAUCGAUUGAACAACUUUUCUUCCAUGAAGUAUUGCGUGACACAGAAGAGAAGGAUUGGUUCGGAGUCGUACAGACAUCAAUCGAUGUUAUGAUGCGGGUUGCCCGAAACAUCAAUGAAAUUAUUCCGGAAUUCGUCAGCAAAUUUAUGUAUCGUACAAAACGAAUCGCUGAAUUCUAUAUAAUGUUUAAAAAAGAAGCGGAAAGGGACGGUGCAGCAAAUCGCGCGACGAUUUUGCAAAGAAGAAAUUACUGGCGAAGGCUCUGGAUUUUAGUUACUGAGAGGUAUAUGGCAUUUUGCGGAGAGAUCGCUGUUCGCCUUCAUGCUUAUAUUCAGCUUUCGAUUCCGAAAAUUCAUGCUGUUUAUCAAGCUAGAAAAGGAGUCGUUAUUCCCGAGGAACCAGCUCGUUUUCUUACUGAGCUCGAGUAUUAUUCAGGAAAACACACUGCUGUUUUCGGUUAUAUGCCUGAUUCGAAUCAAGGAGCGUCUGAUAGCUUCCUGCAUACGCUGACGAACAAAAUCUGCAAUGAAAGAAUAAUGGUGGCGAAAAGACUUCUUUCUCGAAUCUUUCCGUCCAUUGUUUAUUUAUUACGAGCAGAAAGCACACCGGAGCGUAUACGAGAAGCUGCAAUCUUCGCAUAUGGAAAAUUCAUGACCCUAAAUAAAUCUAUUGCUGAAUUUGGAGCCCCAGUGUUCUUCUCGUUGAUCGCACGCAGUCCGAAUCCAUUGACUAGGUCCAAUAUGCUGGCAGCUUGCUCGGAUUUCGCAUUCGCGCAACCAAACUUGUUCGAAUUAUAUGCACCGAAUUUGUAUAAAAUGACUCGCGAUGCCGACGCGGCAACUCGAGAAAGCGCUAUUUUGGUCCUGUCGCAUCUGAUGUCGAAUGACAUGAUCCAAACGCGUGGCGCACUCUCAGAGCCUGCUCGCUGUCUGUGUGACGAUGUGACUGCUGUGCAGUCGAUUGCGGCGAGCUUCUUCACAGAUUUGAAUCGACGCGGUGAUGUGCUUAUCAAUCUGAUUCCGGAGUUUGCACUUCGACUUGCGUGCACAGGGGAACGUCUUCCUUUUCCGCAAUAUAAAACAAUUUUCUCGCUUCUUACGUCUAUGGUUCGCGAUAAAUCUCGUUCAUGCAUGGAUAGUUUGACUGAACGCAUUUGCAGUAAAUUCGCUGCGCUGGACGCAACUCUCGGCGGAUAUCCAGAUUCGCCAAUGUACUUAUCGCAUGCGCUAUCACUGUUCACAUUAUCUGAUUCCGGAUUCUAUAAACUUCGUGACAAUAUGAGACAUUGGAGCAAAUUCUUAAAUCAUUCCUUAGUUGCUAAAGAUAUACAGGGAAUGAUCACCAAUUUGGCGAAGACUACAAAAAGCGAAGAAAUUCGACAUGAAGCAGAGCAACUAUUGACUCGCAUUUCGCGAAUUAUUAAAGAAGGAUUCACAAAUGAGGAUUUUGCACCGGUGGCUUAUACUCCAAAGAAAACACGCGGAAAAAAGGCUGUGGGGACAGCAAAAAGCUCAGCUCGCAAACGACCACAGCCAACAUUUUCAGACAACGACGACGAUGAUGAUUAA